This is a messenger RNA of Mya arenaria, 4151 nucleotides long. RefSeq lists its product as uncharacterized. Gene Ontology annotation, molecular function: zinc ion binding. Gene Ontology annotation, biological process: protein ubiquitination; Notch signaling pathway. The record is from RefSeq and is a predicted model, not a curated record. The transcript has 11 exons. The coding region runs from base 337 to 2088 and encodes 583 amino acids. NCBI's taxonomy places the organism in Eukaryota, Metazoa, Mollusca, Bivalvia, Myida, Myidae.
UUUCGUGCGCUUUCCAAAAGUAAUAAUUGUCGAGUUUUGAUUCUGUGAAUUGAAUUAAGCAUUAUUUUUGAGUGUUUAUUUUAUGGGUAAAUGUGUUUUCGAACGAUGAUGAAUAAAGUGUUUGGGUCAAGACUAUGGUUAUGUAUGAUUCUACCUUUCAAAAAAUCUUAUUUAAACAAGGAAGUUAUUUGCUUCUCAAUGCAAUGCAGGUUGAUUGUUCCCGGUGUUAAAUGAUUAAAUUUAAAUACAGAUUUAUUUUGAAUUUCAUACUAUGUAUUUCAUGGUAGUGAAUUGAAAUAUACAUUUUGAAUUCGGAUUAUAAACAUAACAUUUAAAAUGGCAAACAACCAUGCUCAGUGUGAAAUGUGUUGUGAGGAAGAGGCAGUUGGAUGCUGCAAUAUAUGUGGAAACAUUUGUGAAUCGUGUUGCGUAAUUCACAAGAAAGGAAGGGCAUUCCAAAACCACAUUCUGAAGAUGUACGGAAAAGAUGGAUACAAUUCAAGGAGUAUUAUAUAUGAUAUCACAGAGGAGAUAUGUAAACACCAUCCGACUGAAGUGGCGUUAUUAUUUUGUAAAAUUCAUGAAUUAAUGAUCUGUGGUCGAUGUUUUCGUUCGGAUCAUAUAUCAUGUGGACAUGAAGUUGUUGAUUUGUGUCAAGAGGCAGAGCAUAUUGAUUACGACCAAACUAAUGAUAUGUCCGCAGCUUUAAAUGAGAUUAAGGAUGACAGUAUGCGCAUGAAAGAAGAAAUUGAUAGACAAAAAGAAAGAAGUUAUACCCAUGCGGUUAAAUGCAAUAAAGAAUUGGAUGAUUUGAAAAACAGACUGAAACGGAAAGUAGAACAUUCGAUCAGUACUUUCAAAGAGGAAGCGCAAAAACUUCACGAUGAAAACAUAGCCGCCUUUUCAUUCAUUUCAUCCGUUUGUGAUGAUAAAGUGUCUUGGGCUAUUAAAGAGGAAAGUCAACUCAAUGAGUUUGUGAACAACUCGUUGACGGGUCGCCUUUAUCUAUUGAACCGGAAUUUUGACAAAGGAAUUUCAGAGGUCAAAAGGCAGAUGAAAGAAGCUAAAUUUCAGCAUACAUUUAAACAGUUUUGCUUAAAGGAAAGUACGGUGGUCUUUAAAUGCUUGACUGAAGACUUGAGGGAUGUUUGUGAACUUCAGGAGGAAGUGGAUGGAAGCGACGAAGGAACCACAUUCUCAAUCAAGAGUGCAACUCAAGAAACGCAAAAGACACGGAAGGAACUCAUCGAAGCAUUGAUUCAAGCAAAACGGGACGUAGAUAAAGCAGAAACGAAAAAGAAUGAGAUCGAAAAAGAGCUACUGCAAGCGAAACAGGGAUGGGCAAAUUCUGAAAAGACGAAAGAUGGAUAUCAGCAUGAGUUACUGAAUGUCAUAAUGGACCUAGACAAAUCUGAACAGGGAAAGAAUGCGAUCACAAAAGAUAUACCGCAAUGUAAACAGGGAUGGGAACUUGCUGAAAAGGCACGACAAAAUGUCAAGGACGAACUAGAACGAACGAAAAAAGAACUGGAUCUGUAUCAAAAGGAAAGGGCAAUCCUCCAAGCACACUUCAAAGAUCACUUGAACUGGACACAACCAACUGGACGAUUAGAGGUAACGAUCAACUAUGAUACCUCCGUUCCUUUUAUCAAAUUGGAUUACACAUUCCAAGAUGGCCUUCAGACGAGAAACCACCCGCGCCCUGGAUAUCCUUAUAAAGGCGACACGUUCACUGUCCGUUUGAGAGACGACAAUGAGAGUAGGCUGGCGUGUAUGAUGUUAAAGGCGGCGUUUAGAAAAGGAUGGAUGUUCAUUAUAGGGACUGACGGGAUGGUCGUCAUGGAUGGACACUUCCAGUAUAAUGGUCCAAUAGAGAACAUUAAUUAUUUUGGGGGUGAUCUUAAUUCGGUCUACGUUAGAUACAUAAAGAUGUUAACAGGGGAGCUGGCAGACAAAGGCAUCACGGAUGCUGACAUUGAUGAGGCGGAUAACUUGGAAGAGACGUUCACUGUCGAAAGUUUGUCGUUGCUCGAAGCUGCACUGAGUACAGUGGAGAUUGCAGACAAAUGCAUCGGAGAGGCGAAUUAGAUUCUUAAGGAAUCUUGAAAGCAAACCUUCACCAUCGAUGGCCGAUAAAAAACUGUGUGAUUGCCUUGUAACGCGUUGAACAGGGAUUUGAAUGAUCCACCGAAUAGCAUGUUGUACGGUAGAGCGGAUAACAAAUCCCCGACUUUUGUAUUAAAAAUGUGCUACACCCUUCAGUUACAUAAAGCUUAAAUGUACGUAAUAAAACAAGCCAUAUUUCUCCUAGUUUUCCCCCCUAUAAUUGGAAUGCAUGGACUGUGUUGACUACUUGUGUUGAGGACUUGGGUAGAUUUUGUUAAUGUGGUAUGCGGUUUAUGUCGACCGAAAAAGGUCUUUGAAAGAUCGAUAUGGAUAACCGAACGUUUCAUUUACGAAAACACUGACAUUUGUUUUACUAAACAAAUGGUGUUUUUAAUGUUUCAAUCAAAACGUUUUAUAAUGAUACAAAUAAUAAGGCAAACCGUGUAUUGUAAUUAUGAAUGAUAUAUUUCCGACGAUCUUUGAAAAUAUUUUAACAUUAUGACAAGGCAAGACGACAAUGGUAACUUCCUGUUGGUACCAUUUUUGGUAUUCCGAUUACCAUGUGUUGGAUCAUAUUUUAUUUCUACGAAGAACACAGAAUGGUUAGCAUUGUUGAUUACUAUAUUUGUUGAAGGGUUAUGUCUCGACAAACAAACUCCUUGGCUGUGUGUUAUCCGAAAACAACGUUCAAUAGAAUCGAGAUGUCGGAGUGAUAUGUUAAUGAAAAACAAGAAACAUCACUUUGCAUAAAAUGUUAAUAUUGUCUCUCCGGGAAGUUUACAAAAUACUAUUUUUGUGCCCCCAUAUUGUCUUUUUGACGUUAGGGACUCUUAAGGGAGUGUUAUAAAAGAAUUCGGAAAAUCACUUUUUGUAUUAAAAUGAAAAUUAAAGUUAUUUGUUUAUAAAUAAUUUAAUCAUAAGUAAAGCACUUAGGCAAUACACAAUACUGUAGAUACAAUUAAAAAUUAAGUUAAGUCCAUUUCCGGAAUAAAUCGAUACUAUUGUUAGUAACGCAUAAACAUAAUCUCUCUUAAAUACGCUUCCUCGUUUUGGUAUUAUGUCAUCACCAUUAUGUAAAACACUCAAUUGCUCAAAUACAAUUGUUCGAGUUAUUAACUAUGUCCACUGUAGAAUCCCGCUCUCAGUGACAUGAUCUUGGUGUUUGUAAAUAUCUAUCAGAGAUGUUAAAAUUCCUCAUGUCCAUAACAUUUUUAUGAGAAAUUCCAAGUUUAAUACAAGAUAAAUUCAACAAAAGGUAGUGAAAUUCGGUCAAAUUGAAAUAUAUACUUUUAAUGUUUAUGUUCCGCAUAUGUAUGACUUUCUAACGUCUUCCUUUGAUUGUAAUUGUUUAUGUUUCCAAAAUGUAUAAAAAAAAAAAAGCUAAAUCAACAUAGGUUUACUGGGGAAAUCUCACCGUUUAAAAGGAGAAGUCUGAAAAAUCUGUGUUAGUAUAUUCUUAUUUAUAAUUGUUACAGAAAAAUCAUUAAUAUAAGUGUUUUUAGAGAAAAUGUUCAGUUAUAACAUAUAAGUAACAAGUAUGUUUUUAAGAAGCCCAUAUUACUCAUAAACUUGUAUUAUCACUGUAUCAUUAAUUAAUCACGUGUUGUAGAUAUUAUAUAUUGAUGUGAAACCGGAAACAAUAUGUGUUUAAAUUCACAGGCCUUUGUGGAAAUAAGCAUACGCAUUUUGUAUUAGCUUAAUCGGUUAAUCAGGGCCAAUGUUAUUAAGACCUUUUAUAGUUUUAUAAUUAUCAUAAAUAUCAGAUGUAAUAUAUUUUCAAACAGUUUUAUUUGGCAAGCUGUACGUGAUAUAUCAUAUAUAGUGUGAAGAUGGUAACUAUUAUAUUUGAUUAUUGAAUAUGGAACAUGAUCUGAAUGUAUUGAUGAUAUAUUACAUUAUACGAAUACUAAAAACAUCCUGUUCUAACAAAAUUCUUGUGUUUGUUCCCAUAUCAAGUUGAAAGUGGUAUCCACUACUGUAGCAAAUACACGAUUUUAAUAAAAAAAAUGUGUACAGUUAAACAAAUACAUUGAGAUGUGCAUUGU